Molecule: messenger RNA, 3829 nt
Organism: Aegilops tauschii subsp. strangulata
Lineage: Eukaryota; Viridiplantae; Streptophyta; Magnoliopsida; Poales; Poaceae
Product: probable LRR receptor-like serine/threonine-protein kinase At1g06840
Biological process (GO): protein phosphorylation
Molecular function (GO): protein kinase activity; ATP binding; protein binding
Source: RefSeq, a predicted model, not a curated record
CUUUUCAAUUCUUGCUUUCCGAACUUCAUUUUCAAUCACCAAUAGCCAACGCAAGAACAAAGCAAGAAAAGAUUUUUUACUUUUUGCGUGGAAAUUAAGAAAGGAUUGAUUUGUUCAAAGCAAGGAAAAAAGGAACCAACUCAACUCUUCCUCCUUUCCUUUGUGGUUGUUUGGAUUGAUUGAUGCAAAAGGAAGGAAGCAAGCAAGUACAAGGAAGAACUGGUCUUCACUUGGAUUGGAUUGGAUUGGAUUGGAUUCAACAAAGGAAGAAACAUCAGAGAAAAAAAGGAAGGGUUCAGCUUGCCGUCCCUUUCCUCCCCAUUAAUCCAAUCCAAUCCCCUGCUCCCCAACCAAUCGCAAUAGAAUACUUGACAAUUCUCUCUCUACUGGACACCGUGUUUGUUGCUUACUUACUCCUCACAUUUUUCAAUCCUUCUUCUUCUUGGUGCAUCCCCAACCAUCCCUCUCCUCCUCCUCUUCUUCUUCUUCUACCCUUUGCUUGCUUGCUUGCUUGUCCUUUCUGCUGUUGCAUCCUCGGCAGCAGUGGCGGCCUACUGAUUCCCCCCCUAUCAACCGCUCCUCAGCUUGCCGGUCCUGCGUUGCUUCAUACCAGACCACACCAGAAAAUAAACUCCGGCAUCAGAGAGAGCCUCCUGCAUUGCUGAAACCUGAAUAUUACUGCCAACAACUUGGGGGAAUUUUCUCCUCUCCUCUGCAACGGCGCCAUGCUGCCCUUCUAUAUCUGCUCUGCUCUCUUCACACUAUUAUAUUUCGCACAUGUGCAGCAACCGACGGCCGCACAGAUCACCGCACCAUGGGAAGUCAACGCUUUGAGAGCUAUAAGAGGCAGCUUGAGUGAUCCAAAUGGAUUUCUCAACAGCUGGAACCGUGGAGAUCCAUGCGUCGCAAAUUGGACCCGUGUUAUCUGUUACAACGUAACAGCAAAAGAUGAUGGAUACUUCCAUGUGCAAGAACUACAGCUUCUACGGUUGGAUUUAUCCGGGACUUUAGCUCCUGAGCUUGGCCAGCUCUCCCGUAUGAAAAUUAUGGAUUUCAUGUGGAACAAAAUCACUGGGAGCAUUCCUAAGGAGGUCGGCAACAUUACUUCUCUGGAACUAUUGCUCGUAAAUGGGAACCAGCUGACCGGUUCUUUACCAGAGGAAAUUGGCUUCCUUCCUAACCUGAAUAGGAUUCAGAUUGAUCAGAACAAUAUAUCCGGACCCAUACCUAAAUCAUUCGCUAACCUGAACAAAACCAAGCACUUUCACAUGAACAACAAUUCAUUGAGUGGUCAGAUUCCACCUGAAUUGUCAAGGUUACCUUCACUUGUUCACAUGUUGCUGGAUAACAAUAACCUAUCGGGCUAUCUUCCUCCAGAAUUAGCGCAGCUACCGAAACUGCUCAUCAUCCAGCUAGACAAUAACAACUUCUCGGGAAGCUCGAUUCCUCCAUCUUAUGGCAAUAUCACCACACUUCUGAAAUUGAGUUUGAGGAACUGCAGCUUGGAAGGCCCUGCUCCUGACGUUAGUGGAAUACCGCAACUUGGCUACUUGGAUGUUAGUUGGAAUCAGUUGACGGGUCCCAUACCAUCCGGCCAACUAGCGAGCAACAUAACUACAAUAGAUUUUUCCCACAAUCGUCUUAACGGUUCUAUUCCUGCAAGUUUCUCCAGCCUUCCUAAUCUGCAAAGACUGUCAUUGGACAAUAAUAACUUGGAUGGCUCUGUCCCAUCUGAUGUCUGGCGAAACAUCGAUUUCAGUGGAAACAGAAGCCUGAUAUUGGAUUUCCAGAACAACGCCCUCACGAAUCUGUCAAAUCCUCUUACACCCCCUGCUAAUGUUACCAUCAUGUUAUCUGGAAACCCCGUAUGUCAGUCCCAGAACCAACUGAACAUAGCUCAGUAUUGUCAAUCAACUCCAGAAGUUAAUCCUGGAGGAGGCUCCAUAGAUAACAGCUCGCUUUGUGCGCCAUGCGCAACCGACCUUCCUUUAGAAAGCGUACUCAAGGCACCAAAUCCAUGCUCGUGUGGCGUUCCACUCUACGUGGAUUACCGGCUCAAGAGUCCAGGAUUCUGGGAUUUUGUUCCCUAUGAAGCGCAGUUUCAGGAGUACCUGUCGUCGGGGCUCUUUCUCAACUCGUACCAGCUGGAAGUUACCACUUUCAUGUGGGAAGAAGGCCCAAGGCUCAAGAUGACGCUGAAGCUGUUCCCAAACAACACCAUUCUUUUUAAUUCGGGUGAAGUGCAGAGACUGAGAUACAUGUUCACAGGGUGGCUCAUCGCGGACUCGGAUAUAUUUGGGCCCUAUGAGCUUAUCAACUUCGACCCAGGGUGGUAUGAGAAGGUACUGCCGGGUCGUACAAAGAAAAGUCUCAGUACAGGUGCCAUUGUUGGUAUUGUGAUCGCAGCCUUUGCUGCAGCGGCAGUUCUUUCAUCACUCAUUACUCUCAUCAUAUUGAGAAGGCGUUCAAGACAGUUUUCAAAGAAACGCACCGCGAAAAGGAUUCCGAUGAAAAUUGAUGGCGUGAAAGACUUCACUUUCGAAGAAUUAUCAAACUGUACAAAUGAUUUCAGUGAGUCGGCACUAAUUGGUCAAGGAGGGUAUGGAAAAGUAUACAGGGGGGUGUUGGCUGAUGGAAAAGUAGCAGCAAUAAAACGUGCACAAGAGGGAUCUCUUCAGGGUUCAAGGGAGUUCUUCACAGAGAUAGAGUUGCUGUCCAGGCUGCAUCACCGAAACCUCGUCUCUUUGCUUGGCUAUUGCGACGAAGAGGAUGAGCAGAUGCUGGUGUACGAGUACAUGCCAAACGGUACUCUACGUGAUCAUCUUUCAGCUAAAGCUAGAGAGUCUCCAAGUUUUCCCAUGAGGCUACGAAUCGCACUGGGAUCAUCACGGGGCAUCCUGUAUCUGCACACGGAAGCGGACCCUCCGAUAUUCCAUCGCGACAUCAAGGCCAGCAACAUUUUACUCGACUCCAAGUUUGUAGCCAAGGUUGCCGAUUUCGGCCUGUCGCGCCUUGCUCCGCUGCCGGAUACAGAGGGGAGCGCCCCUGGCCACGUGUCCACCGUCGUCAAGGGCACCCCGGGUUAUCUUGACCCGGAGUAUUUCCUGACACACAAGCUCACGGACAAGAGCGACGUGUACAGCCUGGGCGUGGUGUUCCUGGAGCUGCUGACGGGGAUGCAGCCUAUUUCUCAUGGAAAGAACUUGGUGAGGGAGGUGGUGGCGGCGAACCAGUCGGGGAUGAUCCUGUCGGUGGUGGAUCUGCGGAUGGGGUCAGUGCCGGGGGAGUGCGUGGAGCGGUUCGCCGCGCUGGGGCUGCGGUGCUGCCGGGACGAGACGGACGCGCGGCCGUCCAUGGCGGAGGUGGUCAGGGAGCUGGAGACCAUCUGGCAGAUGACGCCCGACACGGACGGCGUGCCCUCGGAGUCGGUGGCCAUGGAUCCCACCCACACGCCAGCAUCGUCGUCGACAGCAACCGGGUCUCGGAUGGGCAACGAGCAGUACGACAUGUCGACGUCGGACGUGUCCGGCAGCAACCUGCUGAGCGGCGUGGUGCCCAGCAUCAACCCUCGCUGAGAAAGAUUAAUUGUUUGUUUGUGUGGAGCCUGCAUAUGUAUAUAGGAGUAUAUGGUUGCUGGUGUAUGGAUGUGUGUAUUAUGUGUCGUUUGUGCCUUUUUAGGAAUUGUGCUCUGCUGCUGGUAGAAGUUUUCGUUAGAAAUUUGUGAUUGUUCAAAUUUCCAUUUCCGUUUUCGCUGCUAGUCAGGAGCUAGUAUUACGAAUUUGUGAGCUAUUAGAAAUUUGGUUAAAAUUUGUGAUUGUUGACGUUUCUA